AUGUCCGCAGACAUCGUCCUCACCUCCACAGAUCUAACACCUUACUUCCCCCUCCUCGCCAGCGGCAAAGUGCGCGACGUCUACACCCUCUCCCCCACAAUCCUGCUCUUCGUCGCCACCGACCGCAUCUCCGCCUACGACGUCGUCCUCGCCAAUGGGAUCCCCGGCAAAGGCCGCCUGCUGACCCAAAUGUCCGCGCACUGGUUCUCAGUCCUUCCCCCUCUCGUCCCCUCGCUGCGGACGCACUUCCUCUCGAUGUCAUUGCCCGCCGUGCUGGAGGAGAACAAGGAGCUAGUGGAGGCGUAUAGGGGCCGCAGUAUGCAGGUCAGGAAGCUGAAGGUGUUUCCCAUCGAGAGUAUCGUGAGGGGGUAUAUUACCGGGUCGGCGUGGGCGGAGUAUGAGAAAAAAGGGACGGUGCAUGGGAUGAGGAUGAGGGAGGGGUUGAGGGAGAGCGAGAUGUUGGAGACGCCGAUAUGGACGCCGAGUACCAAGGCCCAGGAGGGACACGAUGAGAACAUCAGCCCGGAGAAAGCCGCCGAGAUCAUCGGCCAGGACUACGCAGACCAGAUCCGCGACCUCUCCCUCCGCAUCUACAGCGCUGCGCGCGACUACGCGCUAGAGCGGGGCAUCAUAAUCGCAGACACCAAGUUCGAGUUCGCGCUCGACGAGUCCACAUCGCCUCACUCGGUCGUCUUGGUCGACGAAGUACUCACGCCAGACAGCAGCCGGUUUUGGGACAAGGAGAAGUACGAGGUGGGGCGGCCGCAAGACAGUCUGGAUAAGCAGUAUCUGCGGGACUGGCUUACGGAGAACAAGCUCAAGGGAAAGGAGAGCGUGGAGAUGCCGCGGGAGGUGGCGGAGAGGACCGCGAGGGGAUAUCGGGAGGCGUAUGAGAGGUUGACGGGGGAGGUGCAGGGGCGGUAG
This is a messenger RNA of Coniosporium apollinis CBS 100218, 924 nucleotides long. Its product is annotated as phosphoribosylaminoimidazole-succinocarboxamide synthase. Gene Ontology annotation, molecular function: phosphoribosylaminoimidazolesuccinocarboxamide synthase activity. The coding region runs from base 1 to 924 and encodes 307 amino acids. Gene Ontology annotation, biological process: 'de novo' IMP biosynthetic process. The transcript has 3 exons. NCBI's taxonomy places the organism in Eukaryota, Fungi, Ascomycota, Dothideomycetes. The record is from RefSeq and is a predicted model, not a curated record. Gene Ontology annotation, cellular component: cytoplasm.